Molecule: messenger RNA, 1819 nt
Organism: Phaedon cochleariae (mustard beetle)
Lineage: Eukaryota; Metazoa; Arthropoda; Insecta; Coleoptera; Chrysomelidae
Source: the annotation of a GenBank genome assembly
GGACUUUGUUCUGUUCAUCUGUUCAGUAAUUCGUAUUUUGUUUCGUGUGUUAUCUUAAAUCUUAAAAAUGGUUAAGGGUCAUAUGGAAAUAUCAAAUAGUCAAAUACAAGAUCUUCGUAAUGCUUUUCUGAACGAUUUGGCGUCCAAGGGAAACAAUGGUGUUCACCCAAAUGACUUAGAAAGAGUAAAGACUAGUGAUGAUUGGUUGCAAAGAUUCCUUCUUCACAAUGAUGGAGAUCAAACACUGGCUCUCAAAAUGUUGUGGACCUCAGUGACAUGGAGAUUAGAAAAUAAUGUGAAUGAGUUAAGUGAAAGUAAAUGCAAAAUGGAGCUUCUCUGUUCUGGUGCAUUCUACCCAUUUGGUGCUGAUAUAGAUGGCUGUGUGUUGUUGGUAUUUAAGUGUAAAAAGCAUGUAAAAGGAGCUGUUGAGAUGGCUGAAAUUAAGAAAUGUAUUUUAUAUUGGUUCGAAAGAAUAGAAAGAUUAGUCAAAGGAAACCAAAUAACAAUAUUUUUUGAUAUGGAGGGUUGCGGACUAUCAAAUAUGGAUUUAGAACUGAUCAAGUACCUUAUAAAUUUAUUCAAAGAAUAUUAUCCAUAUUUUUUGAAUUAUAUUCUUAUUUUUGAGAUGCCUUGGAUAUUGAAUGCUGCCUUUAAAAUAGUUAAGUCAAUGUUACCUGAAAAAGCUGUUGAAAAAAUCAAGUUUAUCUCUAAAAAAGAUAUCAAAACAUAUGUCGGUUCAGAACACAUCUUGACAUGUUGGGGUGGCGACAAUACUUACACUUUCGAUUUUGUGUCAGAACCGCAAACAGAAAUAGAACCAGUGCCUACAGCUGGUCUAACUACCAAUAAAAAAGUUCACUUUAUGGAUGGAUCAAUGUCAGAAAUAUCUGCAGGCAGUGGUGAAAAAGAAUCUGAUGGCAGUUCUCUCAAAGUGACGCCAUCUGGCAUCAUCACUUUUGUUAAAGAUGGCAACGAACUCGUCAGCACUUUGGAACUUCAGAAUACUGAUGGGAAUACCCAUUUGUCAUAUAAGCUGAAAACCACAUCACCAGAAAAAUUCAGAGUGAAACCAAGCACAGGAUGUUUGGCACCUGGAGAGUCAGCCAUUGUUACUGUGACGUUAUUGGUGGGAUUCCAGCUAGGUGGUUUAUCACGAGACAAAUUCCUUGUGAUGAGUACUCCAUUGGAAGCAAGUGAACUGAGUAAUUUGGAUUUGUCUGAAUUAUGGAAGAACCAAUCAAAUAGAAAAGUAAACCAACAUCGCCUAAAAUGCAUCCAGAGCGGCGGCGAGGUCACUAAUAAUGGUAGCAUCAAUCCACAACGCACAACUUCUUCCCAAGAUGCUGACCCAAACAGCUUCAACAAGCUAUCUGCUGCUUUAUCCAAGUUAGACAAUUGCCAACAUGACCUCCAAAAGUCUGUCAAAACAUUGCAGUAUUACCAAUUAGCUACAAUACUUUUGGUCAUCUUGUUAGGUGUCGUUUUGGGUUACAUGAUUCGUGCCACUGACAAAGAAUAUUCGGCCGAAAAUUCCUAUUGCAAAGAUGUCAAUCAUCUAUAACAAUAACAAUCAUUUGCAGGGCCUAAAGAAGAAGACGUCUGUUUGAUUUAUAGGGUGAUACAAAAUCUAAUAUUCCAAUUUUUAUAUCUGUUUUGUAUAUUCAAAGGUUUUUUAUAGGCGUUUUAUUGGCCCUGUGAUAGUGACAAAAUACCUAUGCUUCGAGUUUGGUUAAAGAGUUCGUUAAUUUUUUGAAAUGUUUAUUUUUAAAAUGUACUUAUUGUUUUACAUUUUUUAUAGUGAAUAUAUUGUUAUUGCUUU